This is a messenger RNA of Penicillium odoratum, 1671 nucleotides long. RefSeq lists its product as uncharacterized. The record is from RefSeq and is a predicted model, not a curated record. Bases 1 to 1671 code for a protein of 556 amino acids. Lineage: Eukaryota; Fungi; Ascomycota; Eurotiomycetes; Eurotiales; Aspergillaceae. The transcript is spliced from 3 exons.
AUGGACUCCCCGGAUGACCAAAUUACCAGCGAGUCUUCCGUCUGGACCUUUUUCCUUGGUCCAGAGCGCAACAAGCAGACCAUUCAUUCGGAGCUAGCCCGACAUGUCUCCCCGGAGUUGGCUAAGUUCGUCAAGGAAAAGUCCGUUGUGAAGGAUUCUAAGGUCGGCUCAGGCUCCGUCGUGACAUUGGAGGAAUUCGAUGCGGAAACCUUCGCUGCAUUCUGGGCGUAUACGUACCGAGGGGACUACAAGGUCCCCAAACCACCAGUCCCUCGGGGAGAAAAAGACAAGAAGAGGCACUAUGGAUACUCUCAGUCCUACAAGGACAUGGCGAGGGUUUUAUCGCUCGGAAUCUAUGUCCUCGGGAGUGCCACCACCUGCUCCAUCACCACCUCCGGAAUCCGUCGCGUUGAGCCUCAGCCUCAGAUUCAGUUCCAACCCGAGCCUGAACCCCAGCCCGAACAACAGCCGGCCGAGCAAGAGACAUUGACGGAGGCUGCAGCAGACGAAAGAUCAGCGGAGAAUACACCUGCGACACCGGAAGAUAAUGGCUCAUACAAUGAGAAUGUCGUACCGGUGGAAGCUGAAGCUCAGCUUGAACCCGAGGCUGAGGUUGAGAUGGACCCGACACCGGUGAUGGAUAACGACGCUUGGGAUUCGCCAAAGGCUGAGACGAAUAAAAAAGCCAAGAAGGGUAAAAAGAAGAAGGGUAAGAACCAAGCGUCUGAGUUUACCGAGGAGGCACCUGUCAACUUUACGCCGCCAUCAACGCCACCUCCUGAAACCCAGGCAGAUGCAGAUGCAACGCUGGAUGUGCCUGAGCAGUCCUUCGCCAACCCAGACUGGAACGAGUCCACAGCCCCUGAAUCGGAGCCAACAUAUGACAUCCCUGCUCCAGCUGAGCCCGCACCGGAGCCCGAACAAGUGGCAGAGACAGAGCAGCCAACAGAGUGGGAGCAAGAAGAGUAUGCUCAGGGUACUCCACAAGAACAAUGGGAAGAAGAGGUCGAAGAAGAAGCCCAAGUCCCAUCUAAGCCAUCAAUCGACAUGUCCUUUGCCAAACAAUCCCAAGCCGACUCCUCACCCCGCACACCAGGCCUAAGUCUGUGGGACGAGUUCGCCGCCCUCCAGUACAACGACGAGCAUACUCCAACCUCAACCCCCAGCGAAACCACCCACAAAGUCCCAUACCUCACCUUCCAUGCCAAGGUAUACGUCUUCGCCACCCGCUUCCUCAUCCCCUCUCUCGCCCAACUCUGUCUCCGAAAACUCCACCGAGAUCUCCUCAGUCUAGCCCUCGAAGACACAGAUGCAACCCCCAUCCCUGAUUCACAACCUCUUGGCGACUUGGCCGAGCUGCAAGCCCCCAUGGUCCUCGAUCUGCUGCGGUACGCAUAUACGCACACAGAGCGGCUGGAACCGAUCUCCGAGACUGUUGCGACGCAGAUUCGAGAGAAUGAGCUUCGACGAUUGGUGGUUCAUUAUGCGUCCUGCAGGUUGAAGGCGUUGGCGAGGUAUCAUUCGCCUGGAGAUAGUGAGGCCGGUACACCGGCUGUGCGUCCGAUGGAUGCUAAGGUGGAGCGGGCCGAUAAUGGACCGCCGAGAAAUCUUCGGGUGUUGUUGGAUAAGACGCCGGAGCUGGCCUCUGAUGUGGUCUUCCGGAUGAUGUGA